AUGAAGGUGGCCAUCGACUUUCUAGCAGCCAAGCUGGUCUGCUGUCUCAGCUGGCUGCUCUACCCGGUCCAGUAUGUCCUUACGGCGCUCUUCCAGUCGUCCCUGCUGCUCAUCGACGGCAUGAUCUUCGACGGCAGCCACAGCGGCAGCGGGCGGAAGACCGGCGGCAGCCGUGACGAAAAGACGGCGCUGGACGCAGAUUCCCUGUUCCCCCCAACGAUCAAGUUCAUCAAGAACCUCACCGCCCUGGACGCGAGGACCUCCCGGUCCGCCAGAGGCGGUAGAAAAAACGCCGACGAGGAGGAGCAGAGACAGGAGGCCGCUCCAGCCACGGCCAAGCAGUGCAGCACGGCCAGCGGCUCGGUGUUCCUGCCUCUGACGAACGCCAGGGGCGAGCUCGAGUUCCAGUUGGGCCAUGCCGCCGCAGAGGGCGCUACCCCGCUCUACCACAGCGUCCAGCAGCUGACCCCGAACUCGGACUCGGUUUCCCCCAACUCGAGCUCGGGCGACAGCGUCCACGCCCACGGCAAGGCCAAGGCCAACCCGGCCGGCGUGGCCUUCAAAAGCGAGUUCAAUAACUUGUCGCCGGUCUCGUCGAUCAAGUCUAACAACUCCCAGGAGAGCCUGAACGCCGCCGCCAACUCCAGCGACGCCUGCGUGAAGGACAGCCUCUCUGACGAGGACGACUGCGACGACCUCGAGGACGACGUUCCAGACUCGGAGAAGAUCCACCAGUGCCCGCACUGCGACUCGAAGUUCCGCAUCCGUGGAUACCUCACCCGCCACAUGAAAAAGCACUCCAAGACCAAGGCGUACCACUGCCCCUUCUACGACGACUCCACCGAGUCCCGUUGCCACCAGACAGGCGGCUUCUCCAGGAGGGACACUUUCAAGACGCACUUGAAGGCCAGACACUUUCGCUACCCACCUGGCGUGAAGUCGAACAAGAGAACAGGCAUGAUGGGCUGGUGCGGCAUCUGCGGCGAGAAGUUUCUCAACAACGAGAUCUGGGUCGAACGCCACAUAGAGAUGGGUCUUUGCCCAGGCUUGACCGACGACUACAUCAAGACGUUGAAGAUUGGCAAGAAGAAGACGGGCAAACACUCGAAGUUCCUUGACGUUGACAACCACGAGAACAUUUACAACAACAACAACAACAGCAGUAGCAGCAACAUUCUUAACCACAACAGCCAAAACAACCACUACCUUCUUCACCAACAUCUUCACACCCGAAACGCUUCCCCAGAGAACAUCUACGGCAGCACCACCGCUAGCGCCAUCGCCACCAACGCAGCACUGCCCUCCAACAGCACUGCCGGAUUCUACAUGCAGAGCCCUUCGAGCGUCAACUCGUCCCCGUCUCCCUUCCUGUCAAACCCUUCGUUGCACAAGCAAGCCACGCUCGCACACCUACAACCUACAUCGCAUCCACUAUUCAACUCCAUCUCCGACACGGAGAACCACCACACGGACAGCACGGCGGACGACCUUGAGACGCUAGAGUUGUUGCUCAAGCAGCAGGAGUUGACCAGAAUCAUAUCCUCCUUGAAGCAGAAGCAGGAGGAGGCCCAGAACAUGCAGCAGUUGCAGAGCCUCCAGCAGCUGCAGCAGUUUCAACAGCAGCAGAGCAUCCAGCAGCUACAACAGCUGCAACAGCUACAGCAGCAGCAGCAGCAGCAGCAGCAGAUGCACGUGCAGCACGUGCAGGCGCCGGCCACCAGCAACACCGACAGUUCUCCGGCAAGCAUCGUCAGCCCUGCCACACCUAUGCGACUCUCGCAGUACAGCCAGGGUCAGCCCGCCGAAUCAGCCUACAGCUCCAACGCCAACGCCAACGCCAACAUCACAACUAACCAGCUCCAGCACUUCCUGCUCCAGCAGCUGCAGCUGCAGCAGCUGGACCUGCCGGUGCUCAAGGACGAGUACGAAGACGAGUACCCUUCUUUGGACGGCGAGUUCAGCAACCCCUCGGACCUUAUUCGUGCUGGCGGCAACCUUUAA
This is a messenger RNA of Pichia membranifaciens NRRL Y-2026, 2001 nucleotides long. RefSeq lists its product as hypothetical. Gene Ontology annotation, biological process: regulation of transcription by RNA polymerase II. The transcript has a single exon. Gene Ontology annotation, molecular function: DNA-binding transcription factor activity, RNA polymerase II-specific; RNA polymerase II cis-regulatory region sequence-specific DNA binding. Gene Ontology annotation, cellular component: nucleus. Bases 1 to 2001 code for a protein of 666 amino acids. The record is from RefSeq and is a predicted model, not a curated record. Lineage: Eukaryota; Fungi; Ascomycota; Pichiomycetes; Pichiales; Pichiaceae.